Molecule: messenger RNA, 1261 nt
Organism: Sorghum bicolor (sorghum)
Lineage: Eukaryota; Viridiplantae; Streptophyta; Magnoliopsida; Poales; Poaceae
Product: protein EXORDIUM-like 2
Exons: 1
Coding region: 84-1070 (328 amino acids)
Source: RefSeq, a predicted model, not a curated record
UACGUAGCCCAAGACCCAAGUGCGCGAGCUCAGAAAACCUCACAACAACAAACUCUCCAUCUGUCAGCUCUCGCUCGGAAUCCAUGGGCUGGCGCAAGAAGCCAUCGUCGUCCAUGACGACGACGCAGCUGAUCCGCCUCGUGGUCCUCACCGUCGCUCUGCUGGGCGCCGCGGCGCCGCGGCGCGCGGCGGCGUUGAACCCGCGCAUGCUGUUCCUGGUGAAGCCCGACCCGAUCGUGCUUCGGGACCACGGCGGCGCGCUGCUCACGGGGAACAACCUCACCGUCAACCUGCUCUUCUACGGGCGCUUCACCCCAGCGCAGCGCGGGAUCGUCGCCGACUUCGUCCGCUCCCUCUCGGACUCGGCCGCGCCUCGCCUGCCGCCGUCCGUGGCGUCGUGGUGGCGCACCACCUCGCUGUACCGCGGUGGCGGUGCGCGGGUGCGGCUCGGCAGGCAGAUCCUCGUCGACGAGCGCCUGUCGUCGUCGUCGCUGGGCCGCCCGCUCUCGCUGGGCAACGUCACGGCGCUGGCGCGGGCCGCGGGGCACCACCGGGGCGCCGUCACCGCGGUGCUCACGGCCGCCGACGUCCCCGUGGCGUCCUUCUGCGUGUCGCGGUGCGGCGGCCACGGCCACGACCGCGGCGGCGCGCACGGCCGGGCGCGGUACACGUACCUGUGGGCGGGGAACCCGGCGCAGCAGUGCCCCGGCCAGUGCGCGUGGCCGUUCCACGGGCCGACAUACGGUCCCCAGACCCCGCCGCUGGUGCCGCCCAACGGCGACGUCGGCGUCGACGGCAUGGUCAUCAGCCUCGCCGCCCUCCUCGCCGGCACGGUCACCAACCCGUACGGGGAUGGGUACUACCAGGGCGACGCCGCCGGCGCCGGGCUGGAGGCUGCCACGGCGUGCGCCGGGAUCUUCGGGAGCGGGGCCUACCCCGGCUACCCUGGGAAGCUGCUCACUGACCCGGCCACCGGCGUGAGCUACAACGCCGUCGGGCUUGGCGGGAGGAAGUACCUGCUCCCGGCAUUGUGGGACCCGACGACCUCGCAGUGCAAGACACUUGUCUAGACAUGGCAGACUGGCAGGAGUGACGCCCGCGGCGCGUGGAGAAUGUCAAAUGCAAGGAACUGACGCAUGAAGGGAGAAAAAAUAAAUGCCUCAUUUGUUUCCUUCCCUGUUCACUUGUUGCCUGUACUUGUAGUUUGUCCUACGAGGAGAGAUUGCAUGAUGCAUUUGAUUUGCAUGUGUUAUUUAAAAUG